UCAGCCCAGACGUUUAGCAGCUGUUGCUGUGGCUGAAAGAGUGGCAGCAGAAAGAAGAGAGAAGAUUGGCCAGACAAUUGGUUACCAGAUCCGGUUAGAAAGCAGGGUUUCUCCAAAGACACUGGUAACAUUCUGCACUAAUGACAUGCUCCUUGGCACGCUGAUGGCAGGAGACAGCACCCUCUCCACCGUGACCCAUGUUAUUGUGGAUGAAGUACAUGAGAGGGAUAGGUUCAGCGACUUCUUGCUAAUAAAACUGAGAGAUGUGCUGCAAAACCAGCAUCAUUUAAAACUAAUUCUUUCUGGUGCUGCUGUAGAUACAAAUCUCUUUAUUAGGUAUUUUGGAAGCUGCCCAGUAAUACAUAUCCAAGGGAGGCCUUUUGAAGUUAAAGAGUUGUUUCUGGAGGACAUUUUACGAAGCACUGGGUAUACAAACAAAGAGAUGGUGAAGUACAAAGAAGAGAAGCAGCAAGAAGAGAAACAGAAGUACACUCUUGCUGAGUGGUGUUCAGCUCAAGGCAACAGUAACAAAAGGACAUCUCGGAGACAAAAAUCGGUUCCAAGGGCAAAUGAGGAGUACAAAUGGUUGGGUGAUGGUGGUGACACAGUAUUUAAUCAACUGACUGAAAAAGAUGUGAAUUGCCUUGAACCGUGGAUAGUAAAAGAAAUGGAUUCCUGUCUUUCUGACAUCUGGUUGCAUAAAGAUACUGAUUCGUUUGCUCAGGUGUUAAAUCUUAUUUUAACUGAAAAUGUCAGUGUUGAUUAUAGGCACAGUGAAACUGGUGCGACUGCUCUGAUGAUUUCUUCAGGGAGAGGCUUUUUGAGUCAAGUAGAACAGUUGAUCAGCAUGGGAGCAAGUAUCCACUGCAAAUCAUCUAAUGGCUGGAUGGCUGUGGACUGGGCUAGGCACUUUGGACAGACAGAGGUUGUUGAUCUGUUGGAAUCCUACAGCGCUUCAUUUGCAUUUGGAAAUCUGGAUGAAAGUUCCCUGGUCCAAAAUAGUGGUAGUGACCUUAGUGCAGAGGACAGAGAACUACUGGCAGCUUAUCAUCACAGUUUUGAUGAUGAAAAAGUGGAUCUGGAUCUGAUAAUGCACUUACUUCACAGCAUCUGUCAUAGUUGUGAUGCAGGAGCAAUUUUAAUAUUUCUUCCUGGGUAUGAUGAGAUAGUGAGCCUCAGGGACCGCAUUCUUUUGGAUGACAAGAGAUUUGCUGCUAAUGCUCACAGAUACCAAGUUUUCAUGCUUCAUUCAAGUGUGCAGACUUUGGAUCAGAAGAAAGUGCUUGAAACUCCACCUUUUGGCAUCCGCAAAAUUAUUCUUUCUACUAAUAUUGCAGAAACCAGCAUAACAGUCAAUGAUGUGGUGUUUGUCAUUGACUCAGGCAAGGUGAAAGAGAAGUCUUUUGAUGAGCUGAGUCGUGUUCCAGUGCUAAAAAUGGGCUGGAUUUCAAAAGCCAGUGCUGUCCAGAGAAAAGGCAGGGCUGGGCGCUGUCAGCCUGGAGUCUGCUUUCGUCUCUUCAGCAGGCUGCGAUUUCAGAAUAUGUUGGAAUUUCAGUCUCCAGAACUUCUAAGAAUGCCGCUUCAGGAGAUUUGUUUGUACACAAAACUUCUGACUCCAAUUAAUUGUCCAGUUGUAGACUUUCUUAUGAAAGCUCCAGAUCCGCCGCCUGCUGUAACUGUGAGAAAUGCUGUGCAUAUGCUUAAGACCAUAGAUGCCAUGGACCCUUGGGAAGAUCUCACUGAGCUUGGUUAUCACCUCACUGAAUUGCCUGUAGAGCCACACCUCGGUAAAAUGGUGUUGUAUGCUGUAGUUCUGAAGUGCCUGGACCCCGUUCUGACCAUUGCCUGUGCUCUUGCCUGCCAAGACCCUUUUGUGCUGCCCACGCUGGCCUCCCAAAAGCGAGCAGCCGUGCUGUGCAGGAAGCGUUUUGCUGCCGGGACGUUCAGUGACCACAUGGCCCUGCUCAGGGCUUUCCAGGCAUGGCAGAAGGCCCGCAGUGACGGCUGGGAGAGAGCCUUCUGUGAAAAGAACUUCGUAUCCCAAGCCACAAUGGAAAUCAUUGCAGGAAUGAGAACACAGUUGCUUGGCCAGCUUAGAGCCUCAGGUUUUGUGAGAGCCAGAGGAGGAGCUGAUAUUAGAGAUGUUAAUGCUAACUCUGAGAACUGGGCUGUGAUUAAAGCUGCCUUAGUGGCCGGGAUGUAUCCCAAUCUGGUGCAUGUAGACAGAGAAAGCCUGCUGUUGACUGAACCAAAGGAGAAGAAAGUGCGAUUUCAUCCUACCUCUGUUCUUGGCCAGUGUCAGUAUAAAAAGAUUGCCCCAGCAAAUGGACAAGCUGCAGCCAUCCAGGCCCUCCCUACAGACUGGCUUAUAUACGAUGAAAUGACGGCAGCUCACAGGACAGCAAACAUCAGGUGCUGCUCUGUUGUGACACCUGUCACCGUGUCCCUCUUCUGUGGACCAGCCAGACUGCCAAGUAAUGCCUUGCAGGCAUCUUCAUCCUUUCGAGGGGGAUGGGUAUCUAAUGAUAGCAGUGACAGUGAGAUGGAGGACAAAAGAGCUGCUGAUCUGCCACUGCUGAAGCUGGAUGAAUGGCUCCAUCUCAAACUGGACCCUGAAGCUGCUGGUAUGCUGCUGCAACUCAGGCAGAAGUGGCACAGCUUGUUCCUGCGUCGUAUGCGAGCUCCUUCUAAGCCGUGGUCUCAGGCUGAUGAAACAACUGUAAGAGCAAUUACAGCUGUUCUGAGUGCUGAAGAACAGUCUGCAGGUCUGCAGCAGCCUUCAGGAAUUGGCCAGAGACCAAGACCUGUGACUUGUGAAGAGCUUCCUUUGGCAUCUACAUGGAAGUCAACCAACAGCAGAAAAAGCUCAACAGAAACUGAAUUGUCUGCCUCCUCUCAUGCUGAAAAGGUUUCAGUGAAAUCUGCUUCUCCUGCACUCCGCCAGCCAAAGAAGUACAAAGAAAAAGACAUUUUGCUGUCCAGACGAUCCUCAGCUGACAAACCAGCUCAGUCCUCAGUGAAGCCUGCAGAGAGCAGUAGCUGUUCCAGCCCCUGUGCUAGUCCUCCUUCUCCAGUGUCUGGAAAGGUAGAGUUCUCUAACAUAUCACCCUGCUCUUCCAAAGUAAUAGAAUUUCUUGCUGAUCUCAUUCUGCAAUUAGGUAUUUUACUGAUAAAUUAGGAACCUAACUUAACUUUCCAUUUAUAACAGCUGCAUAAUACUUCCUUCUGGAACUUA
Molecule: messenger RNA, 3235 nt
Organism: Vidua macroura (Pin-tailed whydah)
Lineage: Eukaryota; Metazoa; Chordata; Aves; Passeriformes; Viduidae
Product: 3'-5' RNA helicase YTHDC2-like
Exons: 22
Coding region: 146-3178 (1010 amino acids)
Cellular component (GO): intracellular anatomical structure
Molecular function (GO): RNA binding; protein binding
Source: RefSeq, a predicted model, not a curated record